CGUGUUAUAGGGCAGCUGGGCAGUGAGAGCGCAGCUGCAGCUUUAAGCUCAUAGUUUGGGAUGGGCUGAAUUCAUAACGUCAUUUCAGCUCUCUGUCUUUUAUUCUUCGCCCCCUCAUCUCCUUCCCUCUCUAAAUGACACAACUCCCAUGUUCCGUUAAACCUCUGGCCAUAUUUUCCGAACAACUUUCUUUUUUUUCCCCCCGCGGGACAUUUUUCUGGGGCCGAAACUUUUCUGGCGUGUGAUCCUUUCUGGAGUUGACACAGCAGUCGUUCGCUCUCAUAUGUGGAUUCUUUGAAAAAGCCCAUUUUAAUAGCCCAGGAAAUGCAGCGUUUUCUCCCGCCCAGAGGGAUCGCUGCUUAACUGAAUCCCGACAUGGAAGAACAUACAGAUAUCUCCAAAAACAAAUAAGUACGCUAUGAGGAUUUAAAUGUUUGUGUUAACGCACAGCCUGCUGUGAUUCAGCUCCAUCUCGUCAAAAUGAUGUUUUCGUCCCUCUCGCUGUCUCAGGAUGAGUUCCAUCCGUUCAUUGAGGCUCUGCUGCCCCAGGUUCGUGCCUUUGCCUACACGUGGUUUAACCUCCAGGCCAGGAAAAGGAAGUACUUCAAAAAACAUGAGAAGAGGAUGACUAAAGAAGAAGAGAGAGCUGUCAAAGAUGAACUACUUGGGGAGAAGGCAGAGGUGAAACAAAAGUGGGCCAGUCGUCUUUUGGCUAAGCUAAGAAAGGAUAUUAGACCUGAAUGCAGGGAAGACUUUGUCCUAUCAAUCACCGGGAAGAAAGCUGCAUGUUGUGUCUUGUCAAACCCUGACCAGAAAGGCAAAAUGAGACGCAUAGACUGUCUCCGACAAGCUGACAAGGUGUGGAGAUUAGACCUGGUGAUGGUUAUCCUUUUUAAAGGAAUCCCACUGGAAAGCACAGAUGGCGAACGGCUGGUGAAAGGAGGCCAGUGCUCCAAUCCAGUCCUCUGUGUCCAGCCUCGACACAUCUCUGUCUCUGUCAAGGAGCUCGACCUCUACCUUGCUUACUAUGUGCAAGAGAGAGAGGCCGAGCAGAGCAGCAGUCCCAGUCGCACCGGUGUGGGUUCUGAUCAGGAGGACAGUCGAACUGCCACCAUGGACGGUCCAGAGUUCCAGGAGAGUUUUGUGACAUCAGGAGUUUUUAGUGUUACUGAGCUUGUUCAGGUCUCGAGAACUCCCGUUGUAACAGGAGUAGGGCCUGGUUUCUCUGUGGGGGAGCUCCAGGGUCAUCUGGCCUAUGAUCUCAACCAGUCUGUUAACCAGCCAGUCAGUCUCAGACGAUCACUGGCCAGCACCUCAUCCAGCGGGAGUAAACGUCAUAAGUCUGGCUCUAUAGAGGAAGAGGCUGAUAGUCCAGGUGGGGAGUAUUACCAUUCACCUUCCUCACCAGCCAGCAGCUCCAGGAACUGGACUGAUGACAUGGAAGGAGGGCUGUCUCCUCCAGUGAAGAAGGCAGAACUGGACAGUCCUUCUCCCCAGGAAGACUCACCAAGAAUGGGUUCCUUUACUCAGCACCACCGGCCUGUUAUAGCUGUCCACAGUGGUCUGUCCCGGAGUCCACAUCCCUCCUCAUCUCUUCACUUCCCAUCUUCCUCCUACUUCCCCCAUGGAGCGAUCCGUUAUCCUCCUCAUCUUGCCCAAGACCCUCUAAAGGAUCUGGUUUCAUUAGCCUGUGACCCUGCCAAUCAAACCCCUAGCUCACUGAAUGGGAGUAACCAGGUCAAAGUGCCCAGUCACUACAUCUCAUCACAAAUGUUGGCACCCCCUGGACCUGCACCCUCCCUGGCGAGUCCCCCAUCCUCCCUUUCUAGGCCGACCCUUCCUACAGAGUCAAAAGCUACUACCACGUCCUCUGAUGCAGGAGCAAACUCCCCCACAUCACCCACAUACUCUGCCCCGGGGACCCCUCCAGCUAAUCGAUCAUCCUUCGUGGGAGUCACCCCUCGAGACCCAGGUGGACUCUACCAAGCUCAGUCUUGGUAUUUGGGCAACUGAGGGAACUUUGGAGGAAACGUGAUUGUCAUGACAGUAAACUUCUGGGGGAAAAAAAAUAAUGUUGUGAAGACAUUUCCAGAGGAAAAAUAUAUUAACCUCUGGUCAUACAUAUAUAUAAAUAUACUUUGCAAUAUAUUUAUAUAUGUGUAAAGAGACGUCCUGGAUGGAAGAAGGAUGCUGGGCUCACUCAGCCGUUUUAUAUCCCCAGAAUGAACUAUGCUUUAUGACAUUACAUGUUUGUCACAAAUGGCAUAUUUUCAAAGAAAAGUAACGACUUAAUGCAGAGGUUUCAUUGGUCCAAAUGAACUACAGACCAGAACCAGGCAUCAACACAUCAGAUUCUCAGACGCCUGAAACUUAACUGUGUCCCCAGGAUGAGUCCUGUUUCCCUGGGAUGGAUGUCAGCCUUGACCCCUGUACCCUGGAUCUCGACACUAAGUCAACUACAAGGCCUAUGUAGACCUCAUCCCUCCCUCAACACUUAAAAUGCCCCACUCUCCGCUGCAGGUGCUGCUUAUAAUAUAUGCAAAUAAGCCUCCUUUAAUUUCUGAACCGACCAGAAGAGGUCCUCUUGUUAAUAUUUAAUGUUUAUUUGCACUUUUUAAGUAUGUUAUUGAUACGUCUGAAGAAAAUUACAAGCUGAAUAGCGCAGUUUAUUUCACUCUUCCCAACAAAACACAGAGGCUUCAUCUUUUUUAUUGACAAUCAUCCACCUGAAAUUAUUUAGUUGCUUUGCAAGGCUCAUGUUUGUAAGACUGUUUGAUUGUGCUCUUUGGUAGAAAACAACGAGUAAUAGUGGAAUAUAAGAGCUAUAUUCAUGCCUCCUCCACAGCACACAAUGCUACAGCUGAAAGCAAGUGUGGAGCAAGGCCCAGUUUUACUAUGCCAUGUUAGAGUGCAUGAGUGGGCCGUGACCUCAGUUCCAACGUACAGUGUUUUGACAUUGACGUGAAUUCCUCAGUAGAAUUAUCAAAAGGCAAACACAUACCUGGAUCAUGUGGCAGCACAGCCAGCAGUACAUUGGCUGCUGAAUGUGGCUGAACUGUAACCUGGUUGUGUAAUGUAGUGUGCGUGUGUGUCUGUAGAUGAUUGUGUAUGAGAAUGUGAUGGUUCCUGCAUUUCCACACUCAUUCCUGCUUUGAAGAGAUGUCCUGUAGUUUCUGUUUGUCUCAAUAUGACAGGAUCUGUGUUUGUGUGUGGGUGGGUUAGAAAGAGAUAAAGCAGGUGCUGCACUAUGAUUACAGUAAAAUAUGUUUUUUUCAAAAGGUAUGAUGCGGUAUGUUGCCAAGCUGGAGGGUUAGCAGACUGUUUUUGUUUUUGAUGAAGUUGUUGAUGCUGAUGAGCAUGUUAUGCAUAUAUGACUUGAACUGUGGACAAAAUCUGGGUGUGUCGUCUAGCUGUAGAAUAACUGGUGGCCCCUGAGAAGUUCUGCUCUGUGUAGUUCAACCCCAACCCAAUCUGAACAACAUGUGUGAUGGAACAGCAGCAGUAGAGUUUGAUUUGGGACUGGGCUGGGUGACACAGGUGAACAGAAGAACGGUGCUAGAGUUGUUUUCCAGUUUGAAGUGCCAACAUCAACAAAUUAAGCAUUUUAAGGUAGGUCGCGCCCUUGGUUUUCUGUGUAAAUGUUGACACAGAGUUUGCAUUAUUGUUAGUGAGGCAAAGCAGUGUUCUGUUAUCGCUGACGUUUCACAGCUUCAGUUAUCAAAUACAUUUCUAUAGUGAUCUAUUGAAAGGCUUACAAGCUGCAUUUUAACAUUGACUGAAAUCUUCAGAAACAUUUAAAAAAGGUGAAAAAACAAAACAUAAUGAUGAAAGAAUGAACAAAAUUGAGGAUCAGAUUCUUAAAUGCACCUUAAACAUCAUCAGUUCUGGCAAGUAAAAUUCAUUGUAAACUCUAAAAGAAACAGUAGUAGAAAUGUGCACCAUGGCCCUUUGAUAAAUCUUACACAAGAUCAUUUGUGUAAGAUAAUGUGACAUGUUGACGAUGUCAAAAGUUUUAAGAAGUAAUACAUUACAGUCUGUGCCAUACUUUAUCUCUAAGGACUGGUGACUCUAAAGCACUCUGUUAACACUUGUCGACGUAUUAUUUGUCCGUGGAUGUAACGAGGUAAAAAUGUGUUUUUGAUGGUGCAAUCUGAUUGGAUACCACACGAGAAGAGUUUCCGAGUAACCUGUAUUAUUCACAGGAAAUUUUCUGCUGGAUUGUUUCUGCAGUCUGUCAUGUUUUUUCCACUUGCUUUCUGUGCACAGAGAGUGAGAGAAAACUCCUGACAUUGUUCCUUGGUGUAGUUGUUGUAGGCUGUUUCCAUGACCCACAUUUGUCUCUGCCUCCCUGAAAACAAAUAUUCUUAUUGGGAGAAAGUUAAAAAAAAGUGUCCCCACUGCUGUGGUCUGACCAAUGACAGUUUUCUUCGAGCCCUAUGCUUCAGCACCUUCAAUGUGAAAUAAUACAAUGGAUAUUGGUUCAAAGAGCCAUAUAUUUUCAGCUUUAACUAGGAAACCCAGGAAUGCUCCCUAGGAUGUAGGCCUGAACACUUUCUGUUCUCAGGAAAGAAAACAGAAUCUUGCAGAGCUUUGUUUCCACGUUCUGUGGAAUAAUAAAGCAAAACUCACCUGAGGACAUUUUAUCAUUCAGCAGGACAAUGAUUCAAUUCUAUAAUAUUCAGAUAGCACCAGUUUACAACAACAGUCUUCUCUUUAUAUGGUAAGGUAAACAUUAGGAAAUAAUACAGUAUUAGAGCCUCCUUUUAAGGGAGUAGACACAAAUUAAGAACAUGCAACAUGUAACUAUACAUACUUAUUGAGUGAGAAAAAGGGGAGAGGAGAAGUGCAUGUGCCCCAGCAGCAUUUAGCCAUUUGAAUUUGUCAUGUGGCUCAACAGCGCCAAAACUGGCUCAGUAGAUUAAAUAAAUGUUUGCAGUGUGUUCUAAUAAUAGUACGUAAGGGAAGCAUGUAUAAUGUAGGUACUGGUCCCAGUACAGAAUCUAAUGGAACUUCAUGACUGACUUUUUUGUGUAAGGAAGACACUUUUUGUUUACGUGAUUAAUUCUGAACCCCUAAGCUUGUGGCACUGUGUAUUUAAAAGGGUUUAUGCUCAAGUUAAAGCAGAGGCCAUAAAGAGAAAGUUCAAGAGCUGAAGAAGAUAGAAAAUUGCUUCACUGGGCUUCCAGUGAACCGUUAGGAAAGUAGGUGGUAUAGUCACUGGAAAUAUUGGACCCAGGAUUUCCAGUGAUAUUUCCAGUUUUGGUCAUGCAAAAGAUCAUUCUGCACAGGAAGCAAACAUCUGUGGGAUCAUGCAAACGCCUUGCACCAAAAUGCACCAAGCAGCAGAAAGAGACAGCAGUUCACAGAUAUGGACAGGCUUCACGUGUGUGUUUGUACAGCAAUUCGGACAAAAACCAGAAUUUCCAUUUUAACAUUUUCCUUCUGUUUCUCCUGCCUCCUGUUGUCUUUACAUUUAUAAAUGCUUGUGUGAGUUACUAUGGGAAUGAGCAUGAAUUUUCUAUUUCUAAGGAAUCUUACUUGGACGUGUCCCCAUAUAAUUUGAAUCUUAUAUCUUGAAAUUUGAUUUGAUCUUGUCUGUUUUCUGUCAGGCCACACCUAAAAUGUACUUUAACUUGCAUUAGAGCAGAGAUGUCGGUGAAUUUCCUUUUUCUUUCCCGUGGUUUGGGGGCUAUAGCUAAGUUAAUUUAGUGCCUACAAGGGAUCAAUGACAUGGACAGAAAGUGUUGAUAUGAACUGGAUUUUAGUUUAAGGUUCAGUUAAAGUUGUCUUAAAGCUGAUGUAUAUUGCAUGGUGCUGUCCUGGUCGCUGUGCUGACCUAACCAAUGCAUGGCUCAACUUGAUAAUACCUCUCCAUCUCUGUCCUGCUCUUCCUCCUCCUUCUUUUCCUCCCUCUGUUCUGCAGACUACAUCAGAGGGAAGUGGAUGGAAGGCUAUAUGUUUCUUUGAAUUUAAUAAUAGCUCUGUUGUUAAACUUUUGCACGAUAUUUCGUAAAACACAUUAUGUGCCUUGCCUUUAGUUAAAGAACAGUAAUAUUUUAUGGAAACAUGAUCAUAUGUUUCACGGUACAAAAAAGCUGCAUGUGUGAUUACUCGACAUUAACCAGUGUAGCAAGUGCACAUUUUUUGGUUGUGGUGGUGCGCCACCUGAGAUAGUAACUUACGGCUAAGCUCUAUGAAAGCUUUCACUAGCUGUUUAUCAUCUACUCUGUUAUCCUAAAGAUAGAGCAAUUUUUACAGUGUGAAAGGAAGAGUGUGAAACUCUUUUUACUGUUGUAUGAAGAAAACAACUUUAUUCCCUAAAUAAUAUACAUUUGGUUGCCAUUAACGUAGCUCAGCUGUUAUAUCAUGACCUACUGAAAGUGUGAACUUGUUCUGUAAGGCCCCAGUGACGCAGGCCUGGAGAUCAGUUGACUACCAUCUGGCAACUACACAUGAGAAAAACGUGUCCUCGGCUACUCCGAGUGGUAGUGAAACUGUGAAAAGUGCCACACAAACCGGAAAUGGACAACCUGUGCCGUCCAACUAAAGGUUUUGCCCUUUACAGCUGGUUGGCUGAAGCAGUGAGGCUUAACUUUUACUUUGAAGGCAAAUGUCCUGUUUUUUCACUUUGCAUAGCAAGUUUUGCUCUUGCAGGUGCAGUGUUUGGAGACAACUUGGCAUCUUCCAUGCAAACUACUGUGGCAGUCUGCUCGCAUCUAAAGCAAUCGCGAGGAAGUUUUUGAUGCAGCACCAUCUGUGUGAGCAAUUUCACCCAGAUACUGCCAGCAACCACUCGCCAUCUGGUUGGGAAAUAUCCAUAUUUCACUGGGAGGUUCCCAGAAGUUGACAGGUCUCUAGGCUGGUGUGACUGAGGCCUAAGUGUGAGAACAUGUAGACUGUGAUCCAGCCUCCAAAUAUAUACACCUGCUGUCAUAUCACUUAGGUCCCAUGCUUGAUUUAUUGCAACAAAAACACGUGAACACAUGGAAAAGACUGCAGUUCCCAGUAUUUUAGGCUGUUCCUUUAGACUCUGUGGAUUUUUCUGGUGUUAUCUGAGAUACUCAGGUGUUGACUGCACUCAUAUAGCUGAUUGGAUUCGGUGGCUGUGCUGUUUAAGGCUAGCGUGUAGGCUGAGGUGUCUGUGGGCUAAUGUAAGUGAACAUUAUUGGUGUUGCUAUGUGUAAAGUCACAUGCACACAUUGUUUGAUAUUUGCUUAGAUGUGUGUUAUAUGAAAAUGUGGACACCAUUGUGUUGUAGUAAAAUGUUUUUCUGGGCGUGGUUAAAUAUGGAUGGAAGCUUUGAUUUGAAUAUGACUCAGAGGCUAAAACACGGGCUGAGAAAGUCAAGUCCUGCCUAAAUGUUCGCAAUACAAACAAAAGCCAUCUUCAGAGGCACUGCUCAGCUCUAUCUACGUAAUGUUUUAUUGUCCCAUGUUAGAUGCAUAUAGACACAUUUAAAGGUACUUAUUGCAGGGAAAAAUCUUGUUGGGCUUUAGCUAGUAUGGCCACGUAUGGUUGCCAUGUAAUGGAAGCAUGUUAAACAUGUACAGGUUUAGAUUUCAGGGCUUUGCAGCUUUAUGACUGGUGAUGAGAACACCGUCCAAUUGCCUAUAUGACGACUUUGAUCCUGUUACUCAGCAUGUGAUAAGAUACUAGAAAAGGCCAUAAAUGACUUUGAGUUACAUUAUUUUUACUCAUCUUUGCUUUAGGUUAUUUUUAGGUUUUCCUUGGGUUAUUAUUACUUUACUUUAGAAUUAUAGUUUUAAACACAUCAGUGUGUAUAAAAAUAUAUACAAAAUGCACUUAUUAGUUAUCAAGAUGUAUAGAAUGUUUAAAUCAUUUGUGGCUGUCUUAUACAGUAAGUGGAAACCAUGAAAUGGGGAAAAUUCUGUCUCUUAGAGAAAAAUGUGGACAACAAAGCUGUAGUGGGUGAGAGACAGGUGAAAUGACACAAUGCACAUACGGAGUUCACCCAACUGCUAAGACUUCACAAUCUCCUAAAUGUGUCAUUGUGAUAAAAAAACGUUGACUGUGAUGUCACAUGUAGCAAUGUUUUUGUAAUACAUAAAUUAUGUCCUGAAAUAUUGAAACUUUUUUAUAGGAUCGAGCUGUUUGAAAUUACACAUUGGGCUUGACUAAUGAAAUGCUUCUUCUUACUGUAGCACCACACUUAUAAGAAUAUGGCCUUAUUUUUGCAAGCGUCAAUGAAGGUUGACUCAGCAGUUAAAAAUGUUUAGGUCAAGUACUUGUGUGCAGAAAUGCUAUACAUAGAAAAACAAGGAAUAAUUUAUCCAAAUAUUUUGGUGAAAGUUAAACGAAAUAGGGGAGUGGUUAAAAAAAGCAUUCAGUCUUGGACUAUACUGGUCCAUCACCGCUUCAAAAAUAAAGGUCUUCACCACUGACACGUCAUCCGUAAUGGGGCAAACACUGACAGAGGCAGCAACGUGACGCUCUAGCAAGUUAGAAAUGAGCAAUAUCUGGUGAUUUCAUUGCGCAUCAGUUGCACAAACACUUUUACCCGCUGAGGAUGGUGAUGGUAUGGGAGCUUAUAGGGUGUGCCCUCAGGUAUUAGUUACUUCACACGCAGACCUAAGACUUGUAGCAAUACAGCAAGAACCCACCAAUCCUGGUCAGGUGUACAACUUUAGCAAAUCAGAGGAUCCUCAGAGACCUCCUGAUGGGAGUUCCAUCAGAAAUUAUGAGCCAAAGUGGAAAGUGUAAUUGAUGCUGCAAGAUCAUAAAUAGAAGCUGAGUGGUAGAAGCUUUAAUUCAGAGCUUUGGACUUUGAUAGUGGCUGUGACUAUAAACCUUAAAUAACAUGUAUUUUGGCUUGAAUGAUAUCUAUUAACCUGACUAUGGUGAUAUAUCCAAAACUGUAUGAAGGCAGACUGUGUUGCUUGUACGGUUACCAAAUCUUUAUGUACUUUACUUAAUGUUAAAAUGAUGAAGCAGAGUAUUAACCUCUGAUGGGUCUGAUUGCGGUUAAGUUGCGAUGAAGCCCGCUAUUUGCAAACAUGUUUUUUCUUCACGUGCAUAGGAAAUAUAGAACUUCCUUUUAGAUUUAGUUGCUUUAAAAGUUUCAAAUACAUUUUUAACAAACACUACAGCCAAAAAUGCCCAUGCAAAAUGUGCAAGCGGUUUACGAAAAACUGUACAAGCUUUGUAGUUGUUCCUUCUCCUCUAGCUGACGACCACAAUAGAAACUCCCGUAAACCUUCACCUGUGGGAAGAAUGUACGCACAGUUUACUGGCACGUGACUUAAAAUCUACAUUUUGGAUGCAAUGCUGUCAGGAAACAGUGUGAACUGUUGAUGUGCGUCUUCAUUUCUGUUUCCCACCAAACGAAAACCUGACAACAGGAUGCCUAAGUAACACACUCACCCUGCUGAGUGGAAGACACAUGCGCAGUACUGUUAAGGUGAUAGCAUUUCAAGCUUGUGCAGUAUGUUUACACAAUGUUUGAAAUAGAGGUCUAUCAUUAUCAUAUCAUCAUAUCAUAAAAUACUGAAAUCAAGAUCAAAUUUAUCAGGAAUUACAGCUAUUAAUUAAUCAUAAUUGGCAUGUCAGUUGUCUUGAUAUUAUGAUCUUUUCUUUUUUUUUUUGCUAUAAAAUUCAACUUUAAAGAAAGCGACACACCAGUUCAGGCUCUCAUGCAGACACUGUCCUCUUACCGUAAGUGUACAGACAUGCAAACUCAUCAUGUUCCUCGCUCUAUUCAAAUAAACCAGCAGGGCAGCAGCAACUGAAAAGUUCUACCAAAAACAAUGUCAAUAAGCAGUGCCUAUCACUUUACUGUUGGAGGUAUUUUGUAAGCCGUAGGUGUUGUUUUCAGACCCUACAUGGUUUGGUGACAAAUAGUGUUGCCCUCACCGGUGCGGGUCCUGAAGUGACAAGCCAUACAACAAACCAAAGAGUUGAAGGAAAUCUAGAGAUAACACUGAGUGUGCAUUUCGGGGGACACUAAAGUUCAGAGGUUUUACAGUUUAUGGUACUUCAUUUUAUGCUGUACUAUGUUCGGGGCCUACAGCUGUGUUCUAUUUUCAGCUUUUAUAGGUCACGCGUGAAAAUCAUUAUAAAUGCAGCACAAAUGUGAUGCCACAUUACAAAAGGAGCAUCUGUAUCAGUUGAUUUAUCCACUGCAGUGUGCUGUCAGUGCAUGGAGGUCUGUAUUAUCAUUAUUAUUCAGUUAUAAUAAUGUGUCAGUUGUAGUAAUCAGCUCUCUGAUUUGCUUUCACCCACUGUCUACUAUUUCCCCCUGUAGGCUAGUUCGCUUCACCCUCUUUUGUAAGACCCCACCCCCGCGAACACACACACACACACACACACACACACGCACACAGUGCAGUAAAUACAUGCAUAUUUAUUGUGUGCCACAGAUACAGACUGGCGUUAACUGAGCGGUUGACUUGGUUCCCUCUAGAUUUUUUUUAAACUCUGUGGUUUAAAGACAAACAAGUGCUGUUUAGGCGGCCACUGUUAUUAUAGUUCAAAUUCUGAUAAUCAAUGUAUGUGUCCAUAUAUUUCAUGUUACACUGCAUCACACCAGAGUCCAAACUGCUUGAUGAUUGUGAUUAGCAGGUCAUGUUCAGUAUUGUGAACAGCUGUUUCUGAGUAAACAGUCGUACUGCAGGUGGUACUUCCUAUUUUUUAGUUUCACGGCUGCAGAUGAUCAGAUGUUGAACUGUUUGCUGUAUGAGGAACAAAGGGACUGCAGAGGGCUCUUUUCUAUGAACUAUCAAUGAUAUUCAAUGCUCUACCCUACUGCUGCUGUUUCCUGGAACAACUCCAUUGAUUUGGUGACUCCAAUAUGUGUUUCUUUUUUUUUGCUGUUACUUGAAAUGCAUGUUUGCUUUUUAAUUUUUUUAAUGGCCUUUGAAAACCUUUCCUGUAAUUCAGACUUACAGCAGGAAACCACACUUGGUUACUAAAAAUGGGAUUGUAGAGCUGCAGGUUUUCCUCUGACAGUGAUGCCAUAUUGAUUUGUUUCUGUAACUGAAAGUACAUUGCUACUGCACAGUUUACUCCAUGUGCUCAAGAAGAUAUGUAAUGAAUGAAAGUUUGUUUUCUCAGAGAAUAUUUGAAUGCAUAUUUGAACAUUUUUUUCCAUCAUAACUUUUCCAGAUAUUAUAUUAAAAGACUGCUUGCUUGCUUCCAGACAUAUAUCCCUUACAUCAGAGAAAGCAUAGGCAUUAAAACAUGUCAUCAGUUAUUGCAUGACUGCAAUUCACAUAGACUGUCGUCCUUUUCACAUUAACUCUAUAGUUGGAUUUGAGUUAGCUAUGUGAUAACAACAACAAAAUCUUUUUAUCACUUAAAAUGGUCAUGCAUGAUGCACACUGAGGUACGCUGGUACCUAAAAAUAACAAAGCUGCAGUGAAGCAGAGAGCGGUCCCCUGUUAUAGCGAUAUGGGAACGCCUCUGUGUUCAUUAUUGUGUACUUUGGUCACAGUUUUAACAUCUGGAUAGAGCUGAGUCCAUUCCAUUCCAUAUUGGAAAGCUGAAGUGCUGACAUUAAUCCUGACCUCGAGAUUUACUGUGGAAAGGGCUGCUGCUUCAAGCAGAAAGUAGUUUCGUGGCAGCUUUACCAAGCCUUUUAAGUACUUUUUACUAUGUGGAUUUUUUGUUUUUUUGUUUGUUUUCCAGCUGAAAUUAUUGUCAGUCAUAUAUUUUUGCAUGGCAUAAACUAAAGUCUCGCACUUACCGGUCUGAUCCUCUUUGAAUGUAUAAUGUUUGCGUGAAAGCCGUCUGAACCAGUGUUUAUGACCUUAUGUUAUUCAUCUGUUGUGGGGGAUAUUCAACCUUUAGAACCACAUUUAGACAUUGCUAUUGACAGAUUCUAAUGAAGUCAUUUCUGGAAAUGAGUAUGUUUCCCUAUGCAAAAAUAUACCAUUAAUAAACAUGCUAUUCUAAAACUCA
This is a messenger RNA of Oreochromis niloticus (Nile tilapia), 11916 nucleotides long. RefSeq names its product nuclear factor I/C (gene nfic). The record is from RefSeq and is a predicted model, not a curated record. Lineage: Eukaryota; Metazoa; Chordata; Actinopteri; Cichliformes; Cichlidae. Gene Ontology annotation, molecular function: RNA polymerase II cis-regulatory region sequence-specific DNA binding; DNA-binding transcription factor activity, RNA polymerase II-specific. The coding region runs from base 481 to 2013 and encodes 510 amino acids. Gene Ontology annotation, biological process: regulation of transcription by RNA polymerase II. Gene Ontology annotation, cellular component: nucleus. The transcript is spliced from 13 exons.